CUCAUCCGGAAGAGUGCGAUAGGGCUAGAAUACCGGCAAUUCAACCAUGAGAAUUAACCCCUCAUCCGUUUCUGUUCCUUGCCGGUAGUAUUUAUGGCAAAAUGGGAUAUGCGGAUUAGAGGUAGUAGACAUGUUAAGCCCACGUGGCUAAAGUAUAGAUACAUUUCAUUCCCUUCUGCAGCUCCAUCUCACUGCGUGUUCUGUUUCCUGGUAACUAGGUCGUCGUCGUUCGGCAUACAUACGACGUUGUGUGGCUUUCUGAGACUUGGCGGUGAUUAUACUACCUUGUGCAGCUACUCCCCCUAGUAACUCAUAAAUCAAGAUGCCUUCAGUCGCGACGAACGGCACUAAUGGAACGAAUGGCACGAAAGGCCUUCCGGAUUUCCAAUUCUUCAAUAUAAUCGACGGCAAGCGCCGCACCUCCAAGGACCAUCACCAGGUCACCGACCCUCGCACCGAAGAGCCUCUCUGGGAUGCCCCUAUCGCAUCGACCAAGGACCUCGACGAUGCCGUCGAAGCUGCAAACCGCGCCUUCAAGACAUGGAAGAACAGUACAACAGCUGAGCGCCAAAAGGCUGUUCACGACGUAGCCAACGUAAUUCUCGAGAACGUCGAUAUCCUAACGGAAGCCCAGAUGAAGGAAACCGGCAAAUCGAGGCCCAUGUCUAGAUUCGACGUCGAAAGAGCCGCCUGGCACUUCGAGUACUACCGCACCGUAGCCCUCGAAGACGAGCUCCAAUACGAAGACGACACGAUCCGGAUCAUCGCAACACACGCGCCGAUCGGGGUCCUCGGCGCCAUCUCACCCUGGAACUUCCCCCUAAUCCUUUCAACCGUGAAGGUCGUCUCGGCCCUCGCAACCGGCAACUGCGUAAUCAUCAAGCCCUCGCCCUUCACCCCCUACUCCCUCCUCAAGUUCUGCGAGCUCGCCCAAUCGGUGCUCCCGCCCGGCGUCUUCCAAGCGCUAAACGGCGGCGCCGACCUCGGCGAGCAGAUGACGCUGCACGCGGGGAUCCACCACAUCAGCUUCACGGGCACCAUCGCCGUCGGCCAGCGCAUCCUGCGGAACUGCGCCGGCACGCUCAAAAAGGUGAUCCUCGAGCUCGCGGGCAACAACGCGUGCAUCGUGUGCGACGACGUCGACCUCGACAAAGUCGUCCCGCAAGUCGCCACCGGCGCGCUCUUCCACGCCGGCCAGGUCUGCGUCGCCUCUAAGCGCUUGUAUAUCCACGAAAGCAUCUACGACCGCUUCCUCGAGCGGCUGAUUGAAGAGAGCAAGAAGUUCGCUGUCGAUGAUGACGAGAGCGUGUCUUUUGGCCCGUUGUCGAAUAAGGCGAAUUACGACCGCGCCGUGGGCAUUGUGGAGGAUUGUAAGAGGAAUGGGUAUAAGAUCGUUACGGGCGGCGAGGUUAAGCCUAGGGAGAAGGGGUUUUGGAUCCCCCCGACGAUUGUGGUGAGGCCGCCUGAGGACGCGCUGGUGGUUAGGGAGGAGCAGUUUGCCCCUAUUGUCCCCGUCAUGUCCUGGGCGGAAGAAGACGACGUCAUCGCCCGCGCAAAUAUCGACAAUGCCGGGCUCGGCGCCUCUGUGUACACGCCGGAUUUAGACCGCGCUCAGAAAAUCGCACGCCAGCUCGAGUCCGGGACGGUUUGGAUCAACCAGUUUGAGCGCCCUCACCACGCCGGGUUCUUCGGAGGCUGGAAGCUCAGCGGGUUUGGUGGGGAGCUUGGGAAGCAGGGUCUUUUGCACUACUGCCAUACGCAGAGUUUGCAGAUCGCUAAGUAGUUGAUAUAGACGUGAGUAAGCUAUAACCUAGGCAUAGAAGAUUUACAUGGUGGUUUGCUUGAUUUUGUUUACAGUUAUUUCGGUUUACGUCGUAUAGAGGAGGCUCGGGGUUUCUGUAAUUAUAUCAUGCUUCAAUAUCAAAUAAAGAGCACACAUCGUUAGACAUGACACUACUAGGUAUUUU
Messenger RNA from Annulohypoxylon maeteangense, 1967 nucleotides. Its product is annotated as aldehyde dehydrogenase. The record is from RefSeq and is a predicted model, not a curated record. Gene Ontology annotation, molecular function: aldehyde dehydrogenase (NAD+) activity. Bases 323 to 1783 code for a protein of 486 amino acids. Lineage: Eukaryota; Fungi; Ascomycota; Sordariomycetes; Xylariales; Hypoxylaceae. The transcript is spliced from 2 exons.